Amphibalanus amphitrite is the source of this 1194-nucleotide messenger RNA. Its product is annotated as glycine receptor subunit alpha-2-like. The coding region runs from base 1 to 1194 and encodes 397 amino acids. Gene Ontology annotation, biological process: chloride transmembrane transport; nervous system process; chemical synaptic transmission. Gene Ontology annotation, molecular function: extracellular ligand-gated monoatomic ion channel activity; neurotransmitter receptor activity; chloride channel activity. The record is from RefSeq and is a predicted model, not a curated record. Gene Ontology annotation, cellular component: membrane; synapse; neuron projection. The transcript is spliced from 3 exons. NCBI's taxonomy places the organism in Eukaryota, Metazoa, Arthropoda, Thecostraca, Balanomorpha, Balanidae.
AUGGCCUUUGCCGACUUCAUCGAGACGGUCAACGAGCAAGCCGGAGAAAUGGUGGUGGCCUUCUUUUUCCGGGCCGAGUGGAACGACAGCAGGGUUCGGGAUGUGUCCGAGAUCCUGCAUGACAAGCCUGGCUAUCGGAAAGACAUGCUGCCUAUGUCCGGUAGGCUCAAAGAGACCCUGUGGGUGCCCGACCUUUACAUGCCGAUGGCCAGGCGAGUUGUCAUCCCAACCAUUCACGAGCCGGCAGAGAGCGUGACAGUCAUGAAACAUGGAAGCGUUGCGUACUCAGCCUUCUUCGUUAUUGCUCUCAAGUGCGAGAUGGCCUACGUCGACUAUCCAAUGGACGUCCAGUCUUGCUUUUUGGACGUAAUGAGCUACAAAUAUUCCCUGUCAGAGAUGGAGCUCAAGUGGCACCCCGACAGCCUCCAGGGACAUACGGAGAUCGUCACCAAACAUUUCCGCGUGACCAUUUCCAUCCCGAGGGUGAACAGCUCCUACAUAAUUGAGAAUGCCGACGGCAGCAAACGGUACGUCAUCCGGCUGCAGAUUUUCAUGAAGCGCCACCUGGCGUUCCACCUGGUUCAGACCUACCUGCCGUCGGCCAUGCUGGUGCUGAUCGGCUGGCUGUCGCUGCUGGUGCCGCUCGACUUUGCCUACGGCCGAAUGGUGCUCUCGGUCACCACGCUGCUGGUGCUGGUGUCCAUCUUCGUCACCAACAGCCAGAUGGCUCCUGGCGUGAACGAGGUGAAGGCGCUCGACAUCUGGCUGUUCAUGUGCAUCAUAUUCGUGUUCUCUGCCAUCGUGGACUGCAUCGCCGACCUGCGCUUCCUCUCGAUGGUGGAGAAGGAGUCGCAGAUCGCCGGCGAGGAGCGUCCCGAGGCCGAGCUGGCGCCGGUGGUGGACGAGCGUGCCUCGUCCGCCAGCCCGGUGGGCCAGCGCCAGUCGCUGGCCGGCGGCGGGUCCAGUGCAUACAUCCGCUUCCACGGCAGCAACACGCCGUUCCAGGCGGACAAGGAGGUCCUCAUCGCUACGCCAGCGGUGCUGAAGUGGCUGCGAAUGGCAGUGUUUCUGGAGAGAAGCAUGACGAUCGUUUACCCCACGCUGUUCAUCCUACUGGUGGCCAUCUACUGGUCAAUCUUUUUAACGUCCUACAACUCACAGACAGCCGAAUCGCGGACGGCGGACCAGUGGUGA